UUUAUUUUGCUCGAGAUUGCUAAGGGGAAGUCCUUUUAUUUGCCUGCACAACGUUGCAAGUGAUAUAGGAAAUGACAAUGGCAUCCCUUGACAGAGUCAAAGUGUUGGUCUUGGGAGAUUCUGGCGUUGGAAAAUCAUCUUUAGUUCAUCUGCUGUGCCAAAACCAAGUGUUAGGAAAUCCUUCAUGGACAGUGGGCUGUUCUGUGGACGUUAGGGUUCAUGACUAUAAAGAGGGCACCCCUGAGGAGAAGACCUAUUACAUUGAACUGUGGGAUGUUGGAGGGUCUGUUGGAAGUGCCAGUAGUGUUAAAAGUACCAGAGCGGUUUUCUACAAUUCGGUUAAUGGCAUUAUUCUAGUCCAUGAUCUGACCAACAAGAAGUCCUCCCAGAAUCUGUAUCGCUGGUCAAUGGAGGCAUUAAAUAAAGACUCCUCUCCUACAGGGGUCAUCGUGUCCAAUGGGGAUUAUGACAGAGAGCAGUUUGCAGAGAACCCCAUCCCUCUUCUGCUUAUUGGCACCAAAUAUGACCAGAUACCUGAAAACAAACGUAAUGACGUCCUGACCCGCACAGCCUUCCUGUCAGAAGACUUCAAUGCAGAGGAGAUCAACCUGGACUGCACAAACCCACGUUAUUUUGCUGCUGGAUCAUCUAAUGCUGUGAAACUGAGCAGAUUUUUUGACAAAGUUAUAGAGAAGAGGUACUUCACCAGAGACCCCAGUCAGAUGACGGGCUUUACAGACAGGAAGCGCUUCAACUUCAAGAGCCUUCACUAUGACUGAACAUGAGCAAAUACCACAGAGGCUUGUGGCUUUAGUUCUGUUUGUCUAAUGAACUUACCACCCCAUCUCAGUUUCAGACAUGCCUCUCACUACUGCAGGUUUGUCUGUGAAUGUUUACCAGUACCAUCACUUAAUACACCACUAAUAGAAAAGUUAUGUACCAUACAUUUAAAGUAAGUUCAUGAAAGACUCCAUAUAUCUUUUUUGGCACCUGAUAUCUCCCCAAACUGCUAAGAAGGGGCCUGUAUUGCCUACAUUUGUGUUAUGUAAUGUAUAAACAGUCAAAUUUGACUUUUCCCAUUCUCAGUUAAGAAAGGUUUAACAUACUUGUUUCACAUCUUCCUCAGAAUCAGGAUCACAGUUGUUUGCUGAACAGAUGAAAAUGAGUUAUCUUUCUUUUUUAUUGUUAAUCAUUGUAAUUUAUGCCAUUUCAUAAAUUUGCAGUUUGCUAUAUUAACAAACUCAGAAGACUGUAUUCAUGUAUACGUUGGUGUUGGCAAGCAACGUCAACAGAUGAAUAAAGACAGAUUUAUGAUGAAA
Colossoma macropomum (tambaqui) is the source of this 1319-nucleotide messenger RNA. RefSeq names its product RAB, member of RAS oncogene family-like 3 (gene rabl3). Gene Ontology annotation, cellular component: endomembrane system. The transcript has 8 exons. NCBI's taxonomy places the organism in Eukaryota, Metazoa, Chordata, Actinopteri, Characiformes, Serrasalmidae. The record is from RefSeq and is a predicted model, not a curated record. Gene Ontology annotation, biological process: intracellular protein transport. Gene Ontology annotation, molecular function: GTPase activity. The coding region runs from base 72 to 779 and encodes 235 amino acids.